CCCCCCCCCAUCAUGGCUGGUAUCAACGCCUCCGCCUCGUCCAGCCGCAACAAGCGCACCCGUGCACCCGCCUCUGACGACGAAGACUCCGCCACCACCCGUAAACGCCGCCAGACCCAGCGCGCCGUCGACGACGACGAGGAGCAAGAGGAGGGGGAGAAUGAGGAAGACGAGUAUUAUAGGAGGAUGGAGGAGCAGGAUGUGGAAGCCGAGGGCCAAGCUUAUGCAGAGCAGGGGGAUAGUAGCUUCAAAGUCAAAUACGACCGAGGCGAAGACGGGUAUGUCGCGGGGUCGGUAGUGCGGAUCAAGGCGACGAAUUUCAUGACCUAUGAUCACGUCGAAUUCCGCCCAGGACCGCACCUCAAUAUGAUCCUCGGUCCUAACGGUACCGGGAAAAGCUCUAUCGCCGCGUCCAUCGCCAUCGGCCUCGGUUUCCCACCCAAAGUGAUGGGCCGCGCCAACGAAGUCCGCUCCUACGUCAAACAAGGCCACGACGAAGCCCAGCUCGAAAUCGAGCUCAAAGGCCGCCCCUCCCAACCCAACACCAUCAUCUGCCGCAAGUUCAACCGGCUGAACGAAAAGUCGGAAUGGCUCCUUGAUGGGGAGGCGGCGACGAGGACGAGGGUGAUGGAGGUUGUGCAGGGGUAUGGUGUGCAGGCUAACAAUUUGUGUUCGUUCUUGCCUCAAGACAAGGUUGCAGAAUUCGCAAAGAUGGACGCUGUCACAGUCCUCAAAGAGACCAUGCGCGCCGCAGGCGAUCCCCGUCUGACCAAAUGGCACGAAACACUCAUCGCUAAAGGUAAAAAAGCCAGCGCCCUUGAGGAAAACCUAGAAAAGCACGUCGCUUCGCGGGACAAAUCCCAAACCCAAGUCGACUCGCUCGCCCCCGACGUCGAACACGUCCGCGAACGCGAAACACGCGAGUUUGAAAAAGAAGUAUUAGAGCAUAUCCUGGGUAUCGCGGAGCAUGUCAAGUUGAGGGAACAGUCCGUCAGGGCGGAAGUGGUGAAGAAAAAGGUGAAGGAAAAGUUGGAGGCGCAUGAGCGUGGGAGGCAGCCUUUGAGGGAUUUGCAAGAGACGCGGGACAAUGCAGUACACAAAGCGAACGGUAAAGUCAAAAUCAUGCAAGACCGCCAGAAACACACUUUUGCAAAUCUUCGAGAGACGAAACAAGCCCUCGACCAACUCGGCACGCGCAGAGAAGAUAUCGCCGACCAGAUCAACAAGCUCAAAAAGAAGGUCGAGCGCGAACGUCUCGAAAAAGAGAGUUGCAAGACGAAUAUCGGCAAGUGUGAGGCGAUACUCGCAGAGCCGAGGGAGGAUCAUGAGGUCGAGUUGAGGAAGGCUAAAGAGGAAAGGCUUGAAGUGUCUCAGAGGUAUAGGGAGAAAGAGAGGGAUGAGCAAGAGCUUGCCAGGGAGUAUGAGCGAGAGAGUAAUGAGUUGAAGGAUAUUGAUCAGGCUAUCAAUCGACUUCAUCAAGAGAAGAGCACAUUCGAAAGCGUCGAAAGACGCAAAGAAGAUGCUGCCCGACAAGCCAGCCCUUCCAUCUCUUUCCUCCUCGACUAUUUCAAAGACAACCCGGAUAGCUUUGAGGGCAAGGUGCACAAGCCGCUGAUGAUCUCUGUCAAUGUGCCGAAUAGGCAGUAUGCUUGGCAGGUUGAGGCUUGUACUAAUUGGCCUCAACGUCAAACGUUCAUCUGCGAAAAGAAGGCCGACUACGACCAUCUCAUCUCCCUCAACGGCAGGCCUCUCCCACAGAAAUACAUCAAGAACAAUGGUCGAUGGAACCCGAACCGGAACACCGGUCCGCCCAAAGUACAGCUCUACUUGGCGUUGCAGGAGGUUACGCAGGAUACUGUUAAUCCGAGUAGGCCUUGUACUGUCGAAAGGUUGAAUGAGUUUGGGUUUGAUGGGUUCGCUAUCGACUUUGUGGAUGCCGAUCCUGGUGUUAUUGCAUACCUCGCCAGCGUCUGCAAGAUGCACAUCACUGCUGUCACUCAGAAACCUUCUGAAAGAGUGAAGACCGAUGAACUGCCCAGAUUGGGUUUCAAACAAUGGGGUACUGCAAAAGAUUGGACCCGGUCCAACCAGUCGACGUAUGGUAGAAAGGCGUACAGUCAGAUCAUCACUGCCAAGACGGAAGCUCGAAGCUUCAACAUCGUCAUUGAUACGGAGGCUGUGGCGAAAAAGGUGGAUGAGAUUGCGAAACUGAGGAGGAAGAAGGAAGAGGCGGAACAGCCUCAUGGGGCGUUGAGGGACAAGAUCUCUGCUGUGAACAGUCAGAAGAAGGAGAUCCAUGCUGAGGGUCUUGCGAUUGAGGAAAAGAUCAAGGCUCUCAUGUCUAGCUCGAAGCGAUAUACCAAAGCAGCGCAUGAUAUUCAACUCUUCAAAGAAAAGCUCGUUAGGCUCGAGGGACUUCCUUCCUACGAAGCCGAACGCACCAAGUUGAAUAAUAUGAGGAUCAAGAAUGCCAGAGACCGACUUCGUCCCCUCGCAGCGUCCACCAACUAUUGCGAUACUGUGAUGGACAACUGCGCCGACUUGAUUGCCGCCACUUUCCGCCAAGCUCAAGCGACUACCAACAAGAAGAUGAUUGAUGACAAGGUCAAGUCUGGGAGUGCUCGGGGCAUGGUGCUGCGUGAUCGAUAUGAAACUGCUUCCAAGGCGUGGAACCAUGCCAAGGCGUUGACCAACAACAAGUGGAAUGAGAUCAAGGCCAGGCUCAAGCCUACGGACAGGACCGUGAGAGAGGAAGUGACCAAACGUGCCAAGGACCCCACCACCCUCCCCUCCGUCGACCAAGUCCUCAACGACCUCAACACCGUCAAGAACCAGCUCGAAAUGUCCGUCAACAUCCCCACUGCCGUCAUUAAGCAAUGGGAAAGGCGUACAAAGGAGCUCGAGGCGGCGCAGAAGAUUGUGGAUGAGGAAGAAGAGGAGCUUGCUGAGUUGAAGGAGGAUAUCACGGAUACUUUGGCCAAAUUCAAUCCUGCUCUCAACACCCUCGUCACAGCGGUCAGCAAAAAGUUCUCUGAGGCCUUUGAGCGAGUCAAGUGCAGAGGUGAAGUUGGGGUGGAUAGGUCGGCAGGGUCAGAUUAUGGAAAGUGGGGUAUUAAGAUUAUGGUUGCUUACCGAGACUCGGAUGACUUGGCGGUGUUGAGUGGUAGUCACCAAUCUGGAGGUGAACGUUCACUCGCCACGGUGACGUAUCUCAUGAGUCUGUCGGAAAUGUCGCGUACGCCAUUUUCGCUCGUCGAUGAGAUUAACCAGGGUAUGGACCAGCGCGCCGAGCGAGCCGUUCACAACCAGCUUGUCGAUGUCACUUGUGGUUCUGAAAGCGGGCAAUACUUCCUGAUCACUCCCAAGCUCCUCAACGGUCUCGAAUAUCACCCCAAGAUGAAGGUGUUGAUCAUCAACAACGGUAUACAUUUGCCGGACCCUUACGACCUGACACAACGCUACGGCGCCCUCAAGGCUUCUCUCAACAAGUAUCGAUCUACCCACGGUAUCACCGCUUAGAGCAGCAAAUGAUCAGUAGAUGUUUACACGGAAUCAUGUGUGGGAUUUGGAGGUAUCUGCGGUAAGCAGUACUCUACUGUGUGCUUGCGUAGAAAGUGGUGUUUGUUUAUAUAUACAUAUCUCGGGUUCAGGGCUGAUCAGAUAACUUUGUGAAUAUCCCUUAAUGAAGAAGCACAAGCUGUGUAUGUCUCUUUGAAGGUUGAUUAUGACCGUUCAGCGACUUGGGCGCGCUUGCUGGGAGGAAAAGUACGGUAGAGAGGCCGGGUUGUUGAGCGUCCUAGCGCCGACUCGUCCCUGUUUCUUACCUUGACUGAGCUCCCCUCUACUAUGGGCGUACCAAACGCCUUCAAUAUGAAGCUCAACAUGGAGAUGUUCAGUUCCGAAGCGGUCA
This is a messenger RNA of Cryptococcus amylolentus CBS 6039, 3910 nucleotides long. RefSeq lists its product as hypothetical. The transcript has 24 exons. The coding region runs from base 13 to 3519 and encodes 1168 amino acids. Gene Ontology annotation, cellular component: Smc5-Smc6 complex. Gene Ontology annotation, biological process: double-strand break repair via homologous recombination. The record is from RefSeq and is a predicted model, not a curated record. Gene Ontology annotation, molecular function: ATP hydrolysis activity; ATP binding. NCBI's taxonomy places the organism in Eukaryota, Fungi, Basidiomycota, Tremellomycetes, Tremellales, Cryptococcaceae.